This is a messenger RNA of Austrofundulus limnaeus, 3073 nucleotides long. RefSeq names its product coiled-coil and C2 domain-containing protein 2A. Gene Ontology annotation, cellular component: ciliary transition zone. Gene Ontology annotation, biological process: non-motile cilium assembly; protein localization to ciliary transition zone. Lineage: Eukaryota; Metazoa; Chordata; Actinopteri; Cyprinodontiformes; Rivulidae. The transcript is spliced from 21 exons. The coding region runs from base 1 to 2742 and encodes 913 amino acids. The record is from RefSeq and is a predicted model, not a curated record.
AUGAAGCAGGAAGUGGAGCAGCGUUCCAGCUGUUCCAGGCUCACACAUCUGUGCAGCGAUGAGGAGGAGAGGACCAGGCUACAACCUCUGCCCUCCUCUGUGUUUGAGGAGGUUGGGUCUUCCUGCUCCCUCCUGGCUCAGGUGUUUGGACCAGUACCAGAUCCUUCUGCUGUUACAGGCACCAUCCCCAUUGAGAAGUUCGAGUUUAGCAGCAACCAAAGAGUGAUGUUUGAUCACGAGGGAGUUGGAAGUGAUGUGCCYAUCUCCUUUGAAGCUGAUGGCAGCAACAAAGUGAUCCUGCUGACCUCUGGGCAGCUGUCCUGCUGCGUGUCCUGGGGGAUCGGGGAGGAUAAUACACCGCUCGCACCUCCCGUCUCCCAACAGCCGGGUGGUGUACGCAGGGGUUUCGGCCACCUCGAUGCUGUCACGUCCAUUGGGGCAUCUGGGCUAUAUGACAUGAAAAAAAUAAGUGAGUGGGCCAAACAGUCACGACUGGACCCCAAUGAUCCCAAAAAUGUCUCCAUCAUGCAGCUUCUAAAAGUAGCCAGCAGUGGAGAGGUGAUUGCUCCAGAAUACUUUCGUCUGGAACAUCUGCAGGAGGAGUUUAACUUUGUGACCGAUGAAGAGAUGGAGGAAUCCAAAAGAUUUCGCCUGCUCAGGCUGAGGAACCAAGAAGUCGCAGAGUUUCGCAAUUACAAGUUUGUUCCUGCUCUUGAGAGGGAAAUUUCUGACAAGGUGUUCCAGGAUUAUCAAAAAAGAUUGGAAGACGGAGAGAUAGUUGACACCAACGAACAUUUGGAUCCACACAGAGCUUUGGUGGCCAAAUGCCUACAGAAAAUACGAGAAUCGGUCAUCAACAGAUUUAUUCUUGCUAAACAUUACUACCAACUGUCUGACUUGGUGGUUGAAGAGGAAAUACCGAGCAUUGGGAUUCUGGGAAUCAACUUGUUUAAACUAACUGAACCCAAACGACCACUAAAACCACAGAGGAAAGAGAGAAAGAAAGUGACGACUCAGAAUCUGUCUGAUGGAGACAUCAAACUGCUCAUUAACAUCAUCCGGGCCCACAACAUCCCAAUCCGCAAGCCUCAGAGCAAUAAACCAGGACAGUUUCCUCAGAGCGCCCCCCAGGGCAGUGACUGGUACCUCAGCCAGGUACAAGUGAGGCCAUUUGUGGAGGUUUCGUUUCAGCGCACAGUUCUUCAGACGACCACAGCUGAGGGACCUAACCCGAGCUGGAACGAGGAGCUGCAGCUGCCCUUCAGCGCACCAAACGGUGACUACAGCACCACCAGCCUGCAGUCGGUCAAAGAGGAGGUGUUCAUCAACAUAUUUGAUGAAGUGGUUUAUGAAACUGGAACAAUGAACAAAGAGAGGAGGUCCUCUAUUCACACGCAGAUAGAGAAGCAUUGGCUGGGCUCUGUCAAGAUUCCUUUCAGCACAAUUUACUCUCAGUCCAAGAUUGACGGAGCGUUUAAAGUGAACACUCCAGCCGUGCUGCUGGGGUACAGCAAGGUGCACGGCAGUUACGGUGUUUACGAUCAUUUCCGGAAACCCUGUGAAGGAACGUUUCUCAGACUCUUCAUCACCAUCGAGCCUCAGCUGGUGCCUGGAGAGUCGAUUAGGGAGAAGUUUGAGAGUCAGGAGGAUGAGCGAUUACUGCAGGCCUCAGAGUCGUUUGAGGCGGCUGCAGCUCAGAGCUACCCGGACCGACCCUGCAUCACCAGAGUCAUAGACCUUAAUGGAAAGACCAUUUUUAUCACGCGCUAUAUCCGACCACUCAAGCCCCCGCAGGAGUUCCUCGAUGCAUUUCCUAAUAACCCCCAGGAAGCCACGACUCUGGUUGCUCGAUACGUCUCCCUCAUCCCGUCUCUGCCAGACCAGGUUUCAUUCUCGGGAACCUGUGAUUUGUGGAGCACCUGCGACCAAUUCCUCACUCUGUUAGCAGGCGACGAGGAAGAACACGCUGUGCUGUUGUGCAACUAUUUUCUGUUCUUGGGCAAGAAAGCUUGGCUUAUUAUUGGUACCGCCAUACCUGAGGGACCCACUGCAUAUGUUCUAACACAUGAGCCGAGUGGGUAUUUUAUCUGGAACCCCAGCAGUGGUCAGUGCUACGAGACGAAUGACCCCUUCUGCCCCCUCCAAACAGUUGGCUGCUUGGUUAAUUCUGACAAUGUUUGGUUCAAUGUUCAAGAAAAAGCAUCGCCACAGAACCUGAGUCUAGACAUCACAAAGAGCAAUUUGUGGAAACCGUUUUUUUCUCGCUUCUUCUCCCAUCCGGGGCUGUCUAGCAUUCAGCCUGAGGAGCUGGUGUACCGCCGCACAGACAAAGCAGCUGCAGUGGAACUUCAGGACAGAAUUGAGAAGAUUCUGAAGGAGAGGAUCAUGAAGUGGCGCUCCCGUCACCCAACCCGCUGGAACCGAUACUGCAACAACAUCCUGAAACAAUUCCUGCCCAAACUGGAGCUGAGCAGAGGGCAGGAAGUGGCUGAGGGGCAUUGCCACGAGCUGCAGAGCAUGCUGGGAGACUAUAGGGUUGCAGGAUUCCCGUUGCACCUGCCGUUCUCUGAGAUCCGGCCCAUCGUGGAGGUGGUGCACAGCACCGGAGUUCACAACAUUCAGACAUCACACGUGGAGUUUGCUCUGGCUGUGUAUGUCCAUCCUUACCCCAACAACGUGCUGUCUGUGUGGGUGUACCUGGCCUCGCUCACACAUGAUGCACACAGGAGGACAAAUGUUUAAAUUAGUUCCACUCCUGUAAACUGCUUUUUAUAUACAUCAUUUAUAGGUUCAAACUGUUAAUGAAUAAUAGUCUGUACAGCUUUUUACAUUCCAAUUAAACUUUGUUGUUUUUUGUAGAGUAUUUACAUUUUCCACAAGAUCGGUUUGGCAACUGAGCAUGUGUAGGUGGUCAAAUAAAUUCAUACAAAGUUUUUCUGCGACACCAGUCAAUACUUGAGUCUCAGCUGUUAAUUAUAUUUAAAAUGUCUAAAUGUAAUGAACUGUUAGCACUGCUGAAGCUAAACUCUUUUUGUUCUUUGUCAAUACAAAUAAAACAGCCCAUUGCAGUGUU